UACCACCGUGUUGUACAUGUGGGACAAGUUAAGUCAGUUAAUAAACUGAUAAAUUGUCGACAAAUAUACGAGGGGUAUAAAGACGAAGAUUUUUCUCAAUUCCAGUUAUUUCUAUUCGAUUGCAUAGUUAUUUCUUCAAAACCUCUCGUAUCUCGAUCACGCGCUCUCUCAGCCAAUCACAGGCUGCACAUCACUCAGCCAAUCACAGGCCGCACGUCAUCUGCACCGUCGACUCUAACGCCACAUCGAUAUAGCCUUGAUACCAGGGAGGAAGCUAGGGGAAUGCCAAUGGCGGCGGAAGGUAAGGCUUACGCCUUACAAUAAUUCACUUUUAUUCGACGGCAAUAGUUUACAGAAGAAGAAUGUCUAAUACCGUAGAAAUAAAAUCGUGUCUUGAAACAAAGACUGUUAUUGACGUCGUCAAUAGUAAUAAUGACAUUUACAAAUUGCUCUCGUUCGAAGAAGUGAAAGAAAUAACGAAACGUGUAUUGAACGACGACGUUACUAUGAUGGAAUAUGUCAUUCAAUCAUAUUCCGAUGGCAAACUCGGGUAUCUUGGUUCUCAUUAUCGUCUCGACGUAACAACUUCGGCGAAAAAAGGAGAAAUUGUCGAUUUCUCGCUCUUUCUCAAGACUAUACCCUACGAAGUGCCCGAACAAGCCGAGUACGUGAUAAAGACGCGUGUCUUCGAACGUGAGAUCCAAUUUCACGGUAUUAUAAUGCCGCUGCUCCGCGAGGGAUAUCACGGGAAGCCAUGGGCUCCAACAUGUUACAAGAUGACGGACAAUUUCAUGGUCUUCGAAGACUUGGGUUGUCAAGAUUAUUCGACGCGAAACAAGCUCUUCGACGAGACGUUGGUGCGCGCGGGUUUAAGUACUAUCGCGCGGCUGCACGCUGCUUCUUUGUUGGCGGAGACUCGCCUCGAUGUACCCUUCAAUCAAUUGCAUCCUGAUGCUUUUACAGAGAUAUGCUACGCUCGUGACGAGAACAGGCGAAAGUGGUUGGAAAUAGGUUUCAACGUGGCCGUAUCCAUAGCCGAAAAUCAUGGAUACGAUCCUCAUUUGGUACGCGCAGCUUGCGAGCGGAUAUAUGACAUUGUAAACCUGUCAUGCACGAAGACGAACGUAGUCAGUCACGGGGAUCUCUGGGGCAACAAUAUUAUGUUCAAUAAUGACAUGCCACCCAAUUGCUUGUUAGUAGAUUAUCAACUAGUGAGAUACUGUCCUCUAGCACAUGACAUUGCACAGUUUCUGUAUCUGUGUACGGAUCGAAAUUUCCGUAAAGCUCGGGAAAGCGCGAUGUUGCAGUACUAUUACGAAACGUUAUGUAAGAUCUUGGACGAGCACGAGUCGCCUCGAAAACCCGCCUGGUCAGAAGUAGUCGAGGGCAUGGAGGAGCAACGUUUGGGCGCUAUUAUUACCGCAGUGAUCAUUUUCCCUACGGUUCUGAUAGAAGAGAAUAUCGGCGCACAAAUCUUGGGCAAUUCGGCGUCUUAUACCGAAUUCUCUUUUGGAGAUAGAAUGAAAUUUGUCUCGUCAGUCAUGAAGCAAGAUUCGGUCUACGAGAGAAGGAUUAACGAAACCGUCAUCGAAUUGGCCGAACUCGCUUCACGACUAGAUCAAUUACCAAAACCGUCUUAAAUUCAAAUAGGUAACAAACAUACAAUUGACUCUUACACAUAUUUUAAAUCUUUUCAUUCCGUUGAAACAGUAUUUCAGCAGUAUUUUGCAGUAUUUCAAUUAAUAGAAGAAGACUCAUUUGUUGACUCAUUUUUGAGGAUUGCUCAGUUUAUCUCAUUGUAACAUUUUCCCGCAAUUUUUCCAUGAAUCAAUGGACAAUGUUAUUUUGAUUAUGAAGUACAGUAAAUAGGAAGGAGCAAUCGUGACUAAUAAGCUAUACGUUCAAUUCCGUAUCCUCAUCUUAUGUUUCGUUGGUCGGUGUGACUGCGGAUUUCGUCGACCGCGAUAUCCUCUUUAUCGUCUAAAUUUGAGAGAUCAUCUCGAGCUGAAUCAGCGCUGUCUCUGAAAAAUUACAAGAAGGUUAAUAUGAUGCUGCGUACAAGCAUUCAAGUACGAUAACUUUAAUGAUUGUUGUCCUGUCAACGACAAGAUGAGUGAUGAGCGUAGCUCAUCGGCGACAAAGUAUGAGCUGAUACGCUGAGCAACUGAAAAAAGAAAAAAGAGAAUAAUGAUAUUAAAUGUGCAAAAGUAGAAUUGAGAUCGAUUCGAUUCAGGAUUUUACCAGUUAAAGAAGAAGCUUUAUAUACUGACAAAAGGUAAAACCGUUCGAGAGUAAAUGAUCAACUAAUUAGUUUUAAGGCUGACGCAACGAACGUCUCAGUGAUAAUUUGUGCAAUUCCCGUAAUUUUCUACUUCAGAUCUAGAUUAAUCCGUCUCUGUCGCAACCCACACGAAUAUUCUUCGUUACGUGUACAUUUUAGCGACAAACGAAUAUAUUACUGUAGUUAAGACACAAAGUGUGCAAGAGAAUGAGUGCGCUUAAAAAUGAUUAAAAAAUUAUUUUUUUAAGAGAAAAAUAAAUAUAUUUUUUGAAACACAUUUUAAGCUGUAAAAUGAUUUUGAUUUCGUCUAAAUGCUUUAAACAUGUUUAACAUAUAAGCAAAAUUUUUGGAAAAACUUCAUGUUUUUCGAUCCUUCUUGG
Messenger RNA from Camponotus floridanus (Florida carpenter ant), 2661 nucleotides. RefSeq lists its product as uncharacterized. The record is from RefSeq and is a predicted model, not a curated record. NCBI's taxonomy places the organism in Eukaryota, Metazoa, Arthropoda, Insecta, Hymenoptera, Formicidae. The transcript has 2 exons. The coding region runs from base 363 to 1640 and encodes 425 amino acids.